AGGAAUUCUCAGAGCACGCCUACGCGCGCACUUUCUCUCCUCUCUGUUUCCACUUUCCUCUCUCUCCCUUUUUCUCGUCCCCUUCCCCUUCCCAUCACUUGGUCUUUCAGCCUUUCCGUUAGUCCGUUUAUGUCUCUCUUUCUGACCCCCCGUUCCCCGCUCUGUUCUCCCCAUCCCCCUUCCUUUUCCGUCUCUCGCGCACGGCCGCUGUACAUGCGCAUUUGGUACAAAACCUCGCUCUUUGUCCCCAUCUGUCGUUCACACGAACUCAAUCCUUUGGCAUUCGGUAGCCAAUAAAAUCUAAGAAAUGGCGGAAAAAUGAUUCUGCCCCUGUAGAUAAAGCUUGACUGGCGGUUGAGUUAACCAAUGGAGAACGCCACUUUGUAUCCCUGGGGAGGCCCCGAGCUCCGUCGUCUCGUUUCCGGCGGUCGCGCGCUCUUUUCUCGGGACGGUAGAGGCCGUGUAGCGUCGCCGUUACUCAGAGGAAAGACCAGUCGGUAGAGGAAAUCGAGGUUAGGGAGGCCUGGGAGGCACUUUGCUGUCUUCACUCGAAGUUGAGAGGCCCAGCAGUUAGGGGGCAGUGCAUUUAUUACUCAGAGGAGCUUUCUGCACAUAUUUUCGAAUUAAUGUUGGUGGUCAUCAUCAGAAGUAGGUGAUAGGAAUAAAUACUUUCUGAGGCUGCAAAUAUGCAGAGCAAUAAAACUUUUAACUUGGAGAAGCAAAAUCAUACUCCAAGGAAGCAUCAUCAGCAUCACCACCAGCAGCACCACCAGCAGCAACAGCAGCAGCCACUGCCACCACCAAUACCUGCGAAUGGGCAACAGGCCAGCAGCCAAAACGAAGGCUUGACUAUUGACCUGAAGAAUUUUAGGAAACCAGGAGAGAAGACCUUCACCCAACGAAGCCGCCUGUUUGUGGGCAAUCUUCCCCCUGACAUCACUGAGGAGGAAAUGAGGAAACUAUUUGAGAAAUAUGGGAAGGCAGGCGAAGUCUUCAUCCAUAAGGAUAAAGGAUUUGGCUUUAUCCGCUUGGAAACACGAACCUUAGCGGAGAUUGCCAAAGUGGAGCUGGAUAAUAUGCCUCUCCGUGGAAAGCAGCUACGUGUGCGCUUUGCCUGCCACAGUGCAUCCCUUACAGUCCGAAACCUUCCUCAGUACGUGUCCAAUGAACUGCUGGAAGAAGCUUUUUCUGUGUUUGGCCAGGUGGAGAGGGCUGUAGUCAUUGUGGAUGAUCGAGGAAGGCCCUCAGGAAAAGGCAUUGUUGAAUUCUCAGGGAAGCCAGCUGCUCGAAAAGCUCUGGACAGAUGCAGCGAAGGUUCCUUCCUGUUAACCACAUUUCCUCGUCCUGUGACUGUGGAGCCCAUGGACCAGUUAGAUGAUGAAGAAGGACUUCCAGAAAAGCUGGUUAUAAAGAACCAGCAAUUUCACAAGGAGCGAGAGCAGCCACCCAGAUUUGCACAGCCUGGCUCCUUUGAGUAUGAGUAUGCCAUGCGCUGGAAGGCACUCAUUGAAAUGGAGAAGCAGCAGCAGGACCAAGUGGACCGUAACAUCAAGGAGGCUCGUGAGAAGCUGGAGAUGGAGAUGGAGGCUGCUCGUCAUGAGCAUCAGGUCAUGCUAAUGAGACAGGAUUUGAUGAGGCGCCAAGAAGAACUUCGGAGGAUGGAAGAACUGCAUAACCAAGAGGUGCAAAAACGAAAGCAACUGGAGCUCAGGCAGGAGGAGGAGCGCAGGCGCCGUGAGGAAGAGAUGCGGCGACAACAGGAAGAAAUGAUGCGGCGACAGCAGGAAGGAUUCAAGGGAACCUUCCCUGAUGCGAGAGAGCAGGAGAUACGGAUGGGCCAGAUGGCUAUGGGAGGUGCUAUGGGCAUAAACAACAGAGGCGCUAUGCCCCCUGCUCCUGUGCCUGCUGGUACCCCAGCUCCUCCAGGACCUGCCACUAUGAUGCCGGAUGGAACCUUGGGAUUGACCCCACCAACAACUGAACGCUUUGGGCAAGCUGCUACAAUGGAAGGAAUUGGGGCAAUUGGUGGAACUCCUCCUGCAUUCAACCGUGCAGCUCCUGGAGCUGAAUUUGCUCCAAACAAACGUCGCCGAUAUUAAUAAAGUUGCAGUGUCUAGUUUCUUAAAACCCUUAAAAGAAGGACCCUUUUUGGACUAGUCAGAAUUCUACCCUGGGAAAGUGUUAGGGAUUCCUCCCAAUAGUUAGGUCUACCCUGCGUGUACUAUUCUAGGGAGUAUGCUGGAAGCAGAGGGCAAGGGAGGGGCCAUAUCUAACAAAUGAAUUCUAUGUGGUAUAUUGUUUAACUAAUCAGUUCUAUUUGGUGCAUUCCUGAAGACUCAAAUGUGAUUAUUGAGGGCCUGGGGGAACCAUAGCAAAAUGGAUCCAAUUAGAGCCCCAUUAAUCUUGAUCAUUCCGUUUUUUGUCCAUCCCAUUUUGUUUUCUUACCCUUACACCCCCUGCCCCAAAGAUACUGCCACAUAACACCACAAAAACCAGACAUCCCCCAAUGACCUUAGCCCUGUUGCUCCAUUCACUUUCAGGUGAGAAUUCAGGCAAAUGUCCACAGAGGUCACAGACAAACAUACGGUUCUGUUAUGUCCCAUCUAUUACCCCUCAUGUCUUUAAGGAAGACAUUUUCUCUUAGAGAUUUUCAUUUUAGUCUAUCUUUAAAAAAAUCUUGUAUUAACUUGCCUCUAUCCUUGUCUUGGGUAAAGAUGACCCAGGAAUGGCCCUUUUGUGUCUAUGAUGUUGCUGUUCACAGCUUUUCUUGAUAGGCCUAGUACAAUCUUGGGAACAGGGUUGCUGUAUGCUAAAGGUCUCAACAGUAGCUCUUAGCCUUGCCUAUCUUAGGUAGUUAUGCUGUGCAUUUUUUAUUGGUGUACCAUGUUUGAUUUGUCCCUGAUUCUUUAAAUUUGGAGUUUUUCUGAGAAAUGGAGCAGUAAUGCAGCAUCAACUUAUUAAAAUACAUUUUAAGCCUUUUAA
This is a messenger RNA of Nycticebus coucang (slow loris), 2982 nucleotides long. RefSeq names its product non-POU domain containing octamer binding (gene NONO). The coding region runs from base 687 to 2099 and encodes 470 amino acids. Gene Ontology annotation, cellular component: nucleus. Gene Ontology annotation, molecular function: RNA binding. The record is from RefSeq and is a predicted model, not a curated record. Lineage: Eukaryota; Metazoa; Chordata; Mammalia; Primates; Lorisidae. Gene Ontology annotation, biological process: regulation of DNA-templated transcription. The transcript is spliced from 13 exons.